Molecule: messenger RNA, 4597 nt
Organism: Austrofundulus limnaeus
Lineage: Eukaryota; Metazoa; Chordata; Actinopteri; Cyprinodontiformes; Rivulidae
Gene: erbb3a
Product: erb-b2 receptor tyrosine kinase 3a
Exons: 27
Coding region: 377-4465 (1362 amino acids)
Biological process (GO): positive regulation of kinase activity; protein phosphorylation; positive regulation of cell population proliferation
Cellular component (GO): basal plasma membrane; signaling receptor complex; plasma membrane
Molecular function (GO): ATP binding; neuregulin binding; protein tyrosine kinase activity
Source: RefSeq, a predicted model, not a curated record
UAAAUCAGUGUCGGAGGCGCUCCGGCCGCUGAUUGGCUGCGCGCGUCGCCUCCAAUCACGGAGCGGCGCAGAUUCUACUCACUCACGCACACACUCACACACAAACCGGAGCGGGCGGCUCGGAAAGUCAAAUAAAGCAAACACCGUGAGUCUUUUCUCUCCGGGGCGGACAUUUGCCUUCAUCUGAAGAGAAAGCUCGGCUCUGGGAGUAAGAGAGGAAGUGAAAACAAAACUGGAUUAAUCGAAUAAUCUGUUCGUCUAAAUGGACUGUCUCGGGUUAAAGCUACUGAGGACGAUUCUGGACCACAAACGGAUUAUAUAUAUUUGUUUUCCUCUUUUGUCCUGUGAUGUAUAUUUGACAUUCCUUUGAGUGAGGAUGACUGCCCUCAUGGUGCAGCAGGUGCUCUGCCUCCUCCUCCUCCUCCUCCUGCUGCUGCUGUGCGCUCUCCAACCCUGCAGCGCUCAGACGCCAGAAGUGGCAGUUUGUUCCGGCACACAGAACGGUCUGAGCACUACGGGGAAUUCAGACGAGCGGUAUGACACGAUGAAGAAGAUGUACAACAACUGCGACAUAGUGAUGGGUAACCUUGAGAUCACCAUGAUGGAGCACACCCGAGACUUCAGCUUCCUGCAGUCUAUCAAGGAAGUGACAGGCUACAUUCUGUUUGCCGUCAACGAGUUCAGCCGCCUCCCUCUGGACAACCUGCGCGUCAUCAGAGGCAACACUCUCUACGACAACCGCUAUGCCUUGGCUGUGAUGGUCAACUACCAGAGGGAGGGUCAAAACGGCCUGCGAGAGCUCGGUCUGACACACCUUACAGAGAUUCUGGAAGGUGGCGUCAAGAUCAUCAAGAACCACUACCUGAGCUACGCCCCGCAGGUCAACUGGAAAGACAUAGUGAAGGAUGACACCAUUCCCAUCGAGAUUGAAGCCAAUGGUCCUAAAGGGAUCUGUAGUGAAGAGUGUGGAGACGUGCCAUGUUGGGGACCAGGAAUUAACCAGUGCCAGAUAUUGACAAAGACUGUGUGCGCUCCUCAGUGUAACGGCCGGUGCUUCGGCAGAAACCCGAACGAGUGUUGCCACGGUGAAUGUGUUGGAGGCUGCACAGGUCCCCUGGAUACAGACUGCUUUGCUUGCAAGAACUUCAACAACUCAGGCUCAUGUGUGACCCAGUGUCCCCAGGCUCUGAUUUACAACAAACAUGCAUUCAAAAUGGAGCCCAAUCCCAACGCCAAGUACCAGUUUGGCUCCAUCUGUGUGUCCCAAUGCCGCGAAAACUUUGUGGUGGACGACAGCUCCUGUGUGAGCAAGUGCCCGCCGGACAAAAAGGAGGUGGAGAAAAACGGCGUGAAACGAUGUGAGCUGUGCGGAGGCCUCUGCCCAAAAGCUUGUCCCGGUACAGGAGGUCCAGUGGGAGAAACCGUUGAUGCUAGUAACAUUGACAGUUUCAUAAACUGCACUAAGAUUCAGGGCAGUCUUGAAUUCCUGGUGACGGGGAUCGAAGGUGAUCCUUACAAUAAAAUCCCAGCCCUUGACCCAGAAAAKCUCAAAGUCUUCAGCACCGUGGAGGAGAUUACAGAUUUCCUCAAUAUUCAAUCAUGGCCGAAAAGCCUGUCAGACCUGUCUGUCUUUUCCAACCUUCGAACCAUUCAAGGCAGAACUCUUUACAAGGGCUACUCCCUUCUAGUGAUGAGGACCAAACCUCUCACCUCCCUCGGGCUGCGCUCGCUGCAGAGAAUAAACGACGGCAGCAUCUACAUCGCCAAUAACAAGAAGCUCUGCUUCCUCGACACCAUGAACUGGACACGCAUCUUAAACAACAGCUCCCGUGCGCAAAAACGAAGCAAGCUAGUCGAAAUCAGGGACAACCGGCCUCAAGAGGAGUGUCGGCUGCUGGGGUCCCGGAGUGAAUCAGUGUGUUUCCUGCAAGAAAUACAGCCGAGGAGGGACGUGUGUGGACGACUGCCUCUUCUUAAAGGGGGAGCAGAUCAGUGUGUUGCCUGUGCCAGCCUGCAGGACGGUCCACACUGUGUCUCCUCGUGUCCUGACGGUGUCAUGGGUGGAGAGGGAGUCAUCUUUAAAUACCCCAACAAACAAGGCAGAUGUGAGCCGUGCCAUGUUAACUGCACCACAGGGUGCACAGGCCCAGGAAAGGGAGACUGUUUGGGGACUUCUCGUUAUCUUUCUGGACAACCAACCACGUUCAUCGUGCUGGGGGUGAUUUUCUUGAUCUUCUGCGCAUUCUCCAUUUUUGUGCUGACUGUUCUGUACCGUCGAGGUCUCGCCAUUCGUCGCAAACGAGCCAUGAGGAGAUACAUGGAGAGCGGGGAGACCUUUGAACCUUUGGAAGAGAAAGAAAAAGUCCACGCUCGCAUCUUGAAACCUUCAGACAUACGUAAGAUCAAGCUGCUGGGUAAUGGAGUAUUUGGAUCUGUGCAUAAGGGCAUCUGGGUUCCUGAGGGAGACACAGUGAAGUUACCUGUUGCCAUAAAGACGAUUCAGGAUCGCACUGGUCGACAGACCUUCUGCCAAGUGACAGAUCACAUGAUGACGAUGGGAAGCCUGAACCACGUUAACGUUGCAAAGACAUUGGGUAUUUGUCCCGGGGACAGCCUGCAGCUCGUCACCCAGCUCAGCACUCAUGGCUCCCUGCUGGAGCACGUGAGGAGCAACCGGAACAAGCUCAGCCCCCAGAGGCUGCUCAACUGGUGUGUUCAAAUCGCAAAGGGUAUGAAUUACCUGGAGGAGAACAGGAUUGUUCACAGGAACCUGGCUGCCAGGAACGUGCUCCUGAACAAUAAUUUCACCGCGCAGAUUUCAGAUUACGGCAUUGCGGACCUGCUCUACCCUGACGACAAGAAGUACUUUUAUAAUGAAGUCAAGACACCAAUCAAGUGGAUGGCCUUGGAGAGCAUCUUGUUUCGCAGAUACACACAUCAGAGUGAUGUCUGGAGUUAUGGUGUGACCAUUUGGGAGAUGAUGUCUUAUGGGACAGAGCCAUAUGCAGCAAUGCGUCCUCAGGAGGUUCCUGACCUGCUGGAAAAAGGCGAGCGUCUGUCCCAGCCUCAAAUAUGCACCAUUGACGUCUACAUGGUCAUGGUGAAAUGUUGGAUGAUUGACGAGAAUGUUCGUCCAACAUUCAAGGAGCUGGCUGGUGAAUUUACCAGAAUGGCCAGAGAUCCACCUCGCUACCUGGUGGUCAAAGAGGACUGCAGCCAACAGGAAGCGGCCCCUGAUGAAGUCGCUCAGCGGAGUGCAGACCUGGAUGACCUGGAUGAUCUGGAUAAUGAGCUGGAUGACCUGGUGGCAGAAGGGACGCUGGAUGACUUGAAUCCAGCACCCCAUUACCUGUCCAGGAGUCUGAGUCGUAUUUCCAGAAUGGAGCCACAAAGAGUGGUCCUAAAUCCAUCAACCGGAGCUGGAUACCUGCCCAUGACUCCCGGGGUUGACCAUACAGUACAGGCCAUGUGGCAGUCACGGUCUCGACUAAACUCUGCACACACCAUGUCUGAGUGCUCCGAAGGAUACGGCGCCGCACAUGAGAUGGACACGAAUGAGGACUUCUCUGCGACAGGGAGCCUGAAACGAAGACGUCACCGCGAGGACAGUGCUUAUGUGUCUCAGAGGGACAGCAUAUCUGGAGGGCCAUCAGAGACUCCGUCGCCAGAGGUCGAGGAAGAAGAUCAAAAUGGAUAUGUGCUCCCUGGAGGCAGCCCAGAAAGAGAUCCUCUACUGUUCUCAUCUCGAGCCAUGAUGGUAAAGUCUCAUUCGUCAGGUCUCUUGGAUGACCCGGAUGAAGAAUACGAGUACAUGAACAGGCAAACACCUGUUUCACUACGGCAAAACAAUCCCUGGCCACAGUCGAACAAGAAGCGAAGCCUGUCUGUGUCGUCGCAAGCGAUGGCCCGCUCCUGUGAAACCCCUCUUUCUGUGGUCGGCAGAGGUGGACAAACAACGAGCAACAGGGCUGACUCAAAGGAGCCAGUCGAAUAUGAAUAUAUGGACAUCAGAGGAAAGGAAAAAGACGGCGAGAGCCCGCCAGAACACGACCCUCCACCUCCUCCAAUACUACCGAGGACGAGAAGAGAGGCGGACGACGAAGGGCAGGACGACUACGCGGAGGACGACAACUAUCACUACACCAACCGCCAGCCGAAGCUGCGACAAGCUCUCAAAGACAAGAAGGAGCUGAGGGUCGAGAGCAGAGACAGCAGUGAGGAGUACGAAUACGAGGAGAUGGACUGCUUCGCCACCCUGCCGCCUGCUGAUGCAGGGGUGUACCAGAACAUGCAGGGGGAGAGAGCAGAGGGGGCAGCAGCGGCGCACCCAUCAGCGUUCGAGCCACACGUGAGAGUGCGAGCUGGAGUCGGGGUUGGGGAUCCUGUUGCUGGUGACAGGUCUUUCGACAACCCAGGGUACUGGCACAGCAGGAUGUUCCUGAAGCCCAACGCAGUACCUACAUGAAGAACAAUUAGAUCUCAGUCCUGGGACAAACUCAUGAAGGACCUGAAAUUAGACACAGGAAAGCAGCAGAAUGUAGCCUAUGCUUUUACACACACACACACACAUCCACACACACAAUCUGGUACAGCUAUC